AUGAGCAACAAUUCUGGAGUUUUGGCUAGUGCUGGUGAGAAAGCCCAGGAAUUAACUAACAAAACCACCGAUAUGGUAUACGGUGCCGGCGCUGCAGUAAAGGAUACCCUGGCGUCUGGAUACGAGAAGGUCGCAGAUACCGUGGCAGCCGGCUAUGAAAAGGUUGCCGGUGCCUCACAGGAAGCCGCUGAUAACGCUGAAGAGAAAGUCGACGAGGGCAAACGGGCUGCGAAAAACAAUUACGAGUCUGCAAAGGAUAAGGCCUGCGAGGGUAAAGAGUCCGCAAAAGAUAAGCUCCACGAGGGCAAAGAGGCGGCAAAGGAUAAGGCUGAGGCUGCAAAGGAUAAGCUCCACGAGGGCAAGGAAGCGGCAAAAGAUAAGGCUAACGACGCCCGAGACUAUAUCGGGCAAGAAGAUGCACGAGGGCGCCAAUGCCAUGCAGUCCUAAGCAGAUUUAACUGCCAUGUACACUUUUGUAAUUAA
This is a messenger RNA of Ostertagia ostertagi, 483 nucleotides long. NCBI's taxonomy places the organism in Eukaryota, Metazoa, Nematoda, Chromadorea, Rhabditida, Trichostrongylidae. The record is from the annotation of a GenBank genome assembly.